AUGGCCUCCGAGGGCACGCAUGAGGCUCUGCAGCCUAUCCACCCUUCCAUGGCUGGCAAGCUCGACCCCGUGUUCGAAAAGCUAUACAACGACAACGUGGCCAGCACACCAUUGAGACCAAUCGACCUGGGUGCACUCCGAUCCAAGUACUCGGAACUAUACAGCUACGGGACUGGUCCGGCCCCCGACGUGGGACGCGUAUACGACGACCGAAUCCCGCUGGGCGACGGCAGUGACGUGCAGCUCGACGUGAGGGUCUACGAGCCAGACUCCAAGGGCCCGUGGCCAGCACACAUCGACUACCACGGCGGGGGCUGGGCCCUGGGGGAUCUCGACACGGAAUCCCACAUCUGCAAGCACAUCUGCAAAAAGGCCAAUGUCGUCGUCGUCGACGUGGCCUACAGACUGGUUCCCGAGCAUGCCUUCCCCGUCGGCAUCACAGACAGCUUCGCCGCCCUCAAGUACGUCCACGCCCACGGCGCGGAGAGAUUCAACAUCAGGCCCGACAGCAUCUCCCUGGGCGGCGUCUCGGCGGGAGGGUGCAUCGCGCUGGCCCUCGCGCACCUCGCGCGCGACAACAAGCCCACCCCGGUGCCCGUAAAGCUGGUGAUUGUGGGAACCCCCGUCAUCGACGACCUGUCGCAGUACUCGUCGGCGGCCGAGUCGCCGUUCCCGUCGAUGCAGGAAAACGAGUGGGCGCCCACGCUCAACUGGGCCCGGCUGGCCUGGUUCGACAAGCUCAAGUGGUCGUCCCUGCCGGCCGACGCACAGGGCCACGGGGCCGCUCGAGAGAAGGUGGCCUGGUUCGCGAACCUGCUUCAGGCGCCCAGCUUCAAGGGCCUCCCCAAAACGGUCAUCUACACUGCCGGCGCUGAUCCGCUGCGGGACGAAGGCGAGCGAUAUGCCCGGGUGCUGGUGGAGAAUGGCAUCGAGGUGACACUGCGACGAUUCCCCGGGGUGCCGCAUCCUUUUAUGCACAUGGACAAGGAUCUGUGGCAGGCCAGCGAAUUCAUCGACAAGACGGCACGGGAGAUCCGCCUUGCCCUUUACGACUUGUAG
Ustilaginoidea virens is the source of this 1059-nucleotide messenger RNA. RefSeq lists its product as uncharacterized. The transcript has a single exon. Gene Ontology annotation, molecular function: hydrolase activity. Lineage: Eukaryota; Fungi; Ascomycota; Sordariomycetes; Hypocreales; Clavicipitaceae. The coding region runs from base 1 to 1059 and encodes 352 amino acids. The record is from RefSeq and is a predicted model, not a curated record.